AUGAAUGCUACGUCAACUGAUUUGACUGACAAGAAUGACACAUUUUUGAAUAAUAUAACCGUUACAAAGCGCGUGUUAUCAAACGCAUCACCGACACGUAGAUUUUCCUCCAUCUUAAUUUUCAGUUUCCACAGUUUCAACAUUCUGCAAUCUCUUUCGCUCUCUCUCUCUCUCUCUUUUUUUUUUUUUUUUUAUUCUCUCGGGAUCGAUCGAACCCUUCGAGGAUUUGCAAAAUCUGAAGAUUCGAAGAGCUUUCGGAUUAGUGAUCUUGGUUUAGGGUUUCGUUUUGAAGUGAAGCGAUCAUUAUUCACGACUCAGUACAUUCCAUUAUUUGUGCCUAAUUUAGAAACAAUCAUGGAACCAAUGGGAUCAAGUAUUAGAGAAAGAGAUGAACGUGAUGAAAUAUGCAUACUACUUGAUGAUAAUAUCGCUUGCUGUGUUCUUACGUCUUGGCUGUCUACUGCUAGUAACUGUCGAGGUAUGUGCUUCGGAGGUGUUUAAAUUGUCAGACUAAUCAUGAUCUGUUUUGUAGAAGAAAAGACCGGUCACUAUAAUUUUUGUAUGUCAGUCGUCUCUGUUUUGAUCUUUCUAGUUCCAAGUCUGCUUUUGGUGUUGGCUUACUCAGUUAUGUCGAUAUUGUAGGAACUCCUGAGUGAAUUUCUUCUCCCAAUCAUUAUAACGGUCUUG
This is a messenger RNA of Raphanus sativus (radish), 687 nucleotides long. RefSeq lists its product as uncharacterized. The record is from RefSeq and is a predicted model, not a curated record. Lineage: Eukaryota; Viridiplantae; Streptophyta; Magnoliopsida; Brassicales; Brassicaceae. The transcript has 6 exons. The coding region runs from base 1 to 501 and encodes 166 amino acids.